Molecule: messenger RNA, 732 nt
Organism: Cryptosporidium muris RN66
Lineage: Eukaryota; Apicomplexa; Conoidasida; Eucoccidiorida; Cryptosporidiidae
Exons: 1
Coding region: 1-732 (243 amino acids)
Cellular component (GO): intracellular anatomical structure
Molecular function (GO): pyridoxal phosphate binding
Source: RefSeq, a predicted model, not a curated record
AUGACUGGGUUGGCAAAAUACGAAUAUUCUAAAAGGGAGCUAAUACAGAAAUCACUAUUGAAUACUAUAGCUAUAGUGGAUAAGACUUGUAAAAUAUUUCAGUCGCCUGUUCCACGAAUACUAAUAGUUAGUAAGCAACAACCAAUUGAAGCUAUAUUAGACAUAUAUAUGCUAAACUAUCGACAUUUUGGGGAAAACUAUGUCAAGGAGCUUGUUCUUAAGUCAAGUAGGCUUCCUGAAGAUAUUAUGUGGCACUUUAUAGGUCAUUUGCAGAGAAAUAAAGUGAGAUCACUGCUAACAGUAAAAAACUUAUACAUUAUUGAAUCACUAGACUCUAUUGAACUAGCAUAUUUAAUUCAAAAAAUAUGUGAAGAAAUGAAAAGAUAUGUCAACGUGUAUAUUCAAAUUAAGACAUCUACUGAAACUACGAAGACAGGUAUUAAUAUCGAGGAGUCUAAGAAGUUGGUAAAAUAUGUUUUAGAUCAUUGUCCUAGGUUAAAUUUCUUGGGAUUUAUGACUAUUGCAGAUAAUGAUAAAAAUAAGUGUAGUGAAUGCUUCUCAAAACUUGUAGAUCUCCGUGCAAGAACUUUGAAUUGGAUGACAGAACAAGCUUAUAGUACAGCAAGGUGUGAUUUAAGUAUGGGUAUGUCAGAUGAUUUUGAAAUUGCUAUUACUCAUAAAACAAAUGAGAUUAGAAUAGGUAGUGCAAUUUUUGGACUAAGAUCAAAAUAA